UUAUUCCUAAACUAUCAAACUGUCAUUUUCAUGGUAUCUUAAAAAAUUGUUUUUUAAUUUGAGGAAAAAGAUUCGAGUUAAGUUAAGACAUUGUUUGGUAUUCCCUCUGUCGUUUACUCAUUCUGUGCGCCUCUUUAGCCUUUUGCCUUUACUAUUUGUUAGUCAUCCUUCGAACCCAAUUUUACUUUUCGUCGGAGAGAGACCGUAUGGAUAUCGAAGGCACCCCGGCUUCCCAUGGAUUUUACAUGCCUGGAGAAUUUGAACCCCACUCACAAAGCUGGCUUGGUUGGCCUGAUCGCUCAGAUAACUGGAGAAAUAAUGCAGUCCCUGCUCAAUGUGUAUUUGUCAAGGUAGCUUCUGCUAUCUCAAAGUUUGAGCCAGUGACUGUCUGUGCAAGUGCUUCUCAGUGGAGCAAUGCACGGAAUCAGCUACCUGAACAUAUCAGGGUUGUUGAGAUGAGUAUGAAUGAUUCGUGGUUUCGUGAUACUGGACCAACUUUUGUUGUAAGAAAAAGCAGGUUCACUACUUCUACAUUCGAAGGAAAAGUUGCUGGCAUUGAUUGGAAUUUUAAUAGUUGGGGAGGUAUUGACAAUGGCUGUUAUCUAGAUUGGAGCCAUGACCUUCUUGUGGCACAAAAGAUUCUGGGAAUUGAGAAGCUUCCAAGGUUUUCCCAGUCUGUAAUUCUUGAAGGUGGAAGCAUCCACGUGGAUGGAGAAGGAACUUGCCUUACCACUGAGGAGUGUCUUUUGAAUAAGAACAGGAAUCCACAUUUGAGUAAGGUACAAAUAGAAGAUGUCCUGAAGGCAUAUCUUGGAAUCAAAAAGGUUAUUUGGUUGCCUCGUGGACUUUAUGGUGAUGAUGACACGAAUGGUCAUAUUGACAAUUUGUGCUGCUUUGUGAAACCUGGAGUUGUUAUGUUGUCCUGGACAGAUGAUGAAACGGAUCCUCAGUAUGAGCGAUCAGCAGAGGCCUUUUCUGUUCUCUCCAAUUCUACCGAUGCCCUAGGCAGGAGUAUUGAAAUAAUAAAACUUCACAUACCAGGACCAUUGUACAUGACUGAAGAAGAGGCUAAUGGAGUUUUAACGGAUAAUGAAGCUAAACCAAGACUUGCUGGUACAAGACUUGCUGCUUCAUACGCAAACUUCUACAUUGCUAACGGUGGAGUCAUUCUACCCCAAUUUGGGGAUCAGAAAUGGGAUGAAGAGGCAAUUCGAGUCGUUUCUCAAGCCUUUCCAAAUCAUGAAGUGGUAGGAAUUGAAGGUGCAAGGGAGAUUGUUCUGGCAGGUGGAAAUAUACAUUGCAUAACUCAGCAACAGCCAACCAUUCCAAAAUGAUCGGCUCACUGCUGCAUCUUCAACCCAAAAUUUUAAAAUGGUGUAAUUUCUAUCAUUUUAUUUCUCAUAUACUGCACCAAAUAUUUCACCCCCAAAAAUUAUUUCCUUUGUUUUUAUUGUUUUAAUUAUAAACAGUUAAACUAGUUAAUUAAUAAAUCAAUUAAUCAGUAUCAUUGAAUGAUUAAAAAACACUAAAUAAAUGAAAUGAAAUUCAUUGAAGAUAUACAAAUAAAACAAAUUCUCGACUACGUCAUUGAAUAUUCCGAGGGACUCAUUAUUACUCCUGUAUUGGUUGACCCUUUAUUUUUUUGGCGAUGUCACGUUAUGUAAAAUUAACUUUGUAUUUGGAAGCACGUAUAAUUAGAAUUGAAUGUAAUUAGUGAGUUACGCACU
This is a messenger RNA of Humulus lupulus (European hop), 1727 nucleotides long. RefSeq names its product agmatine deiminase. Gene Ontology annotation, biological process: putrescine biosynthetic process. The record is from RefSeq and is a predicted model, not a curated record. Bases 207 to 1334 code for a protein of 375 amino acids. Lineage: Eukaryota; Viridiplantae; Streptophyta; Magnoliopsida; Rosales; Cannabaceae. The transcript is spliced from 10 exons. Gene Ontology annotation, molecular function: agmatine deiminase activity; protein-arginine deiminase activity.